This is a messenger RNA of Fraxinus pennsylvanica, 681 nucleotides long. The record is from the annotation of a GenBank genome assembly. NCBI's taxonomy places the organism in Eukaryota, Viridiplantae, Streptophyta, Magnoliopsida, Lamiales, Oleaceae.
AUGGCUCCCAAAUCCGACACCGCCGAAGGAAUCGUGCUCAACUUCGUCAAUGAGCAAAAUAAGCCAUUGAAUUCCCAGAAUGUGGCUGAUUCGUUACAAAAGUUUAAUCUCAAAAAGGCUGCAGUACAAAAAGCUUUGGAUAAUCUGGCUGACAGUGGGAAAAUAUCAUUCAAAGAGUAUGGCAAGCAGAAAAUAUACCUAGCUAAGCAAGACCAGUUUGACAUUCCAAACACCGAAGAGCUUAAUAAGAUGAAAGAAGAGAAUACCAAACUGCAAGAACAGCUCGUUGAACAAAAGAAAGCUAUUGCUGGGAUUGAAGGAGAUAUUAAAGCUCUGCAAUCAAAUUUGACAUUGGAGGAGGUGCAAGCAAAACAAGUCAAGCUGGGGAAAGAGGUCAAGCAAAUGGAGGAAAAGUUGAUUAAACUAAGGCAGGGAGUUACUCUAGUGAGCCCAGAAGAGAGGAAAGCUGUGGAGAAGAUGUAUAUGGAUACAAUGAAUCAAUGGAGAAGACGGAAGAGGAUGUUCAAAGAUAUAUGGGAUGCAAUAACUGAGAACUCCCCCAAGAAUCUUAAAGAAUUUAAGGAGGAACUUGGGAUGGAGUAUGAUGAAGAUGUUGGUGUGAGUUUGCAGUCUUUUGGUGAUCUAGUGCAACAUGGAAAGAAGCGAUCCCGAGCCCAAUGA